Molecule: messenger RNA, 1743 nt
Organism: Laccaria bicolor S238N-H82
Lineage: Eukaryota; Fungi; Basidiomycota; Agaricomycetes; Agaricales; Hydnangiaceae
Exons: 4
Coding region: 1-1743 (580 amino acids)
Biological process (GO): protein ubiquitination
Cellular component (GO): cytoplasm
Molecular function (GO): ubiquitin protein ligase activity
Source: RefSeq, a predicted model, not a curated record
AUGAGCCACCAACCUACUGCUGCGGGGGGCGCUCCAGUCGUGCAACUCGACCACCUUUUAUCGCCAAACACUGCUGAUCCUACCAACGCUCCGAACAAUGUCAAGGACAAAAAGUCACAGGAUCCCCUCUUCGGUCCAAACAUUGGCUCUGUCAAUGCUGGGCCUGCAUGGACGUCGACGAUGGACAAGAAAAUUGUAACAGAUGAACUGACGCCGGACAUCGUCAAUGGGUGGAUCGAAAAGAGCAAGGAGUCUUCACAGCCGACAACGACUUUACAGGCGCUGGUGAACCUCAAGCGGCCAACACUGCGUCUAUCUCCCCUAUCUUCCGUCGCAGAAGAUUCUGCGACUCCUACCCCAGGUGAACCGUAUCACCAGCAUCACCACGGCCUCGAGUUUGAAUAUGAUUGCGACGCACCGAAGUGCGGUAUAUAUGUUCACGUUUACCUUCCCAAAGCCCACCCAGAUGCACCACCCGCACCCCCACAUCACCCCUUUUCGAGACUGCUCGUAUUCGAAUCGGUCGUCGAGGGCGGGUUUGCAAGCCACCUGACAUUAGAUGAUGGCGCCCUUCUUGAGCUGGGGCGGUUUGAACAUAUACCGGCUGCUUCAACAUCUUCCGAUGCAACCGGCGCGUCUACUGCUCCGGCUGACGCCCUCCCAGGCACCAAGCCGACAAACGAUGAUCACCCGAGCGAUUUAUCAGCCAACCCGGCCGCUUCAUCUGAAGUAGGCACAACCGGUCGACAGAAUCGUCGUCGGUUUUCUCGUUUCCACUUUCGCAGGCGAUCCCUGAACCGCAGUAUCUCGGGGCCAGCUUUGGCCGUUGUUGACGCUGAACCUGCUGCGCAAGAGACAAAGAACAAGAAUGGGAAAGAUGGCGAAAAUGAAGGCGUUAAAGUGACCAUCCGAUUGGCGGCACUUGAUGAGCAAGCGACCGAGCUUGCCUCCCCCAAUGAACAAAUUACGUAUCUGCACAUCGUUCGUCUUGGAGCCAAGCCUGCUGACGCAGAGGAAGGCACUGAGGAUACAAGGCCUUGGGUCGUCAAAGUUGUGAAGCGCGAAGCUACCAUCGGCCCACACACUUUCCACCUGCACGAGAUUUUUGGAUUGACAUCCGCGGCUAACCACGCUGCUACGCCUGUAACACCGUCAUCACCUACACACACAUAUCCUCCUAUAGACCAUGCACAAGGCGCAGACGAAGACAGCCCACAGUCGGAGUGCCUCCUCUGCCUUUCAUCCCCACGGGAAGUCGUGCUUCUCCCUUGCCGUCAUCUUGUUGCGUGCAAGGACUGCGCACUUAACAUGGUGGAAUUUGGAGCUGGCGGAAAUAUUACGCAGGGAGUGGCGGAGCCUGCGGUCCCCGCUGUUGCUGGCGAGACCGGUGCCCCUGCGACGCCUGGGGCCCCUGCUACUCCUCCAGCCAAUCAGAGAAGGAAGAGGAAGGCGAAAGGGUGGUUUUGUCCCAUUUGUCGACAACCCUAUACGUCACUCCUACGAAUUACCACGGCGCCUCCACCGCCAUUGGAGGAUAAAGGUGACUCUGAGACGGAAGACGAAGCGCCCCCUGCUGAGCCUGAGACUGCAGAGACGCCGACGACGGAAGUCCGGAGUGGAGGUUUGCUUGGAGGAUCUUUGCGACCUGGGUUCUUGAGGGGCUUGAGUCUUUCGAGAAAUCCGCAACAGACGGUCAGACCUGAUAUUGAAAGUACUGCUGGAUUGGGGAGGGUUGGAGUGUGA